Messenger RNA from Ochotona curzoniae (black-lipped pika), 1160 nucleotides. RefSeq names its product charged multivesicular body protein 2B (gene CHMP2B). Gene Ontology annotation, biological process: endosome transport via multivesicular body sorting pathway; protein transport; late endosome to vacuole transport. Lineage: Eukaryota; Metazoa; Chordata; Mammalia; Lagomorpha; Ochotonidae. The transcript is spliced from 6 exons. Gene Ontology annotation, cellular component: multivesicular body; ESCRT III complex. The record is from RefSeq and is a predicted model, not a curated record. The coding region runs from base 235 to 876 and encodes 213 amino acids.
GACUUCUCCAAAAAGUGUCUUAGUUCCCGGUCACCUGAGCGCCGGGCGACGCGGCUGCGGGAGCUCCGGCCGUCCACGCCCUCCGCAGGUCCUGCCGGACAAACCUACGCCGCUCCUUCCGGGUGUCCAGUCCGCCACUGCGAACCCUUCAAGGCUCUGUCUUUCUCCUCCUCUUGUUUGGCAGGCACAGACCGAACCGGGCCGAGCCGGGCCGCCGGGGCGCGGUCCCUGACCAUGGCGUCCCUCUUCAAGAAGAAGACGGUGGAUGAUGUAAUAAAGGAACAGAAUCGAGAAUUACGAGGGACGCAGAGAGCUAUAGUCAGAGACCGAGCAGCUUUAGAGAAACAAGAGAAACAGCUGGAACUAGAAAUUAAGAAAAUGGCCAAGAUUGGUAAUAAAGAUGCUUGUAGGGUUUUAGCCAAGCAACUUGUGCAUCUACGGAAACAGAAAACAAGAACUUUUGCUGUAAGUUCAAAAGUCACUUCUAUGUCCACACAAACAAAAGUGAUGAAUUCCCAGAUGAAGAUGGCCGGAGCGAUGUCUACUACAGCGAAAACAAUGCAAGCAGUUAACAAGAAGAUGGAUCCACAGAAGACAUUACAAACAAUGCAGAAUUUCCAGAAGGAAAACAUGAAAAUGGAAAUGACUGAAGAAAUGAUCAAUGACACACUCGAUGACAUCUUUGAUGGCUCUGAUGAUGAGGAAGAAAGUCAAGAUAUUGUGAACCAAGUUCUUGACGAAAUUGGGAUUGAAAUCUCUGGAAAGAUGGCCAAAGCUCCAUCAGCUGCACGAAGCUUACCAUCCGCCUCUACUUCCAAGGCUACAAUCUCCGAUGAAGAGAUUGAACGACAACUGAAAGCAUUAGGAGUAGAUUAGUUAAAAACACUUAAAUUUCUUUUGCUUACUGAAAAUUAUUAAGUAUAAACCAGGCACACACACACACACACACACACACACCAUGAGUAAACAGUUAUUUGCAACAUGGCUAUAAUGCAAUUUUUGCCAAAGAAUGACAAUGAUGCAAAAAUUGGAACAGUUUGAAUCAUACCUAGAACUACUCAGAAGUGAUGAUAUAUAAAAUGUUGACUUGACUUCAUUGCUGCAUGGUAUAGAGAAGGUACCUUCAUUACUUAAGUGUCAAUUUCUAGGUUCUACAUCUU